GGUUUAGACCUUCAUUACCUAAACCCCGAAAGGCAUCUCUCACAUGGCACUGUUUUCGAACACCCCAACGCUCGAGAAUUAAAAAUAAAAUAUAGCAAAAAGCUUAAAGUAGCUUGACCUCCGAUCAUCCCCUCUGGCGCACGUUAGAUGCCACCACCGUCCACCUCUAUCCAAUGAUCCCUCUCACCCUCACUUCACCGUCAUCAGCUUCCCUCUCACUGAAACCCCGUUGUUUUCCUUCCCUCAGACCUGUACUUACAACAUCAAGAUAUAACCAACUCAAAAAACUCAAACAGAGGAGAUUGAGGGAUGGCAAGUGCAGGGCGGAGUUAUCGGCCGACGCGCCGGUGGCUAUGGCAAUCGGUGCUUGCAUUCUCAACUCGCUAAUUUUUCCGAUGGCUCCAUCACCGGAGGAUAUUGAAGCUGAAUCUUUGAUUGAUUCGGCCGACGCGAGGUUUGCCGUUAUGGGAGUCAUUAGCUUCAUUCCUUAUUUCAAUUGGAUGAGUUGGGUGUUUGCUUGGUUGGAUACGGGGAAGCGGCGUUAUGCUGUUUAUGCUAUUGUCUAUUUGGCUCCUUACUUGAGGUCAAAUCUAUCAAUAUCUCCUGAGGAGAGCUGGCUGCCUAUUGCUAGCAUUCUCCUUUGCAUCUUUCACAUACAGCUGGAAGCAAGUAUUAAAAAUGGAGAUAUUCAGGGCUUUCAACUAUUUAAUGAUGCUGCAAAGCGUCUCUCGUCAUUGAAGAAGAGUAAUAGAAUGUCUGAUGAGAGGGAGGAAAGAAAGGAUUUCCACAAUUUGCCAUCCCCACGAGAACAUUAUAGAAAUGAAAUACGGGAUUGGGCUGCUCCACAUAAACCUCAACAAGAUCAUGAAAUCUUGGACGAAGAUGAAGAAGUUAAUGGAGGUUCGAAGCAUUAGCCGUCUUAAAGCUUAACUACAGCGUAAUGUUGUUGGUUUUCUGUCGAUGAAUGAUGAAUAUGUGCUUUUGUAUCAUUUUCUCGGCGUGCAAGCAGUGCAGAACUAACCGAAUGUAUUCGAGAGUACUUUUUGCUUGCUUUGAUUAGUGUAUUAUGGCUGUAGACUGCUGCCAGUUGAAAGUCAGUUACUGAAAAAUGAUCUAUCAUAACAUAGUUUGGGAAUGAGAAGUUUCCUUGUUCCUCUCUCUCCACUCAA
This is a messenger RNA of Sesamum indicum (sesame), 1169 nucleotides long. RefSeq names its product zinc finger matrin-type protein. The record is from RefSeq and is a predicted model, not a curated record. NCBI's taxonomy places the organism in Eukaryota, Viridiplantae, Streptophyta, Magnoliopsida, Lamiales, Pedaliaceae.